AGAAGGGAUGAGUUUUCAACGAUACCAGUCUUGUACAGGAAGCAAACUGGAAGGGACUGGAAACAGGGAGAGCUGUAGAAAACGGAGAUCUCUCAGAGAAGCACCAGAGAAGGAAAAAGACAAAACCCACCUAGAAGCAGAGGACCCCCGAAUCACGACUACAAAUUCUUGGGGAAGGAUUUGAUGUUCGGUGGCAGAGCUGAUGUUGAAGGUUUGGGCCGAAUGAACAUGAUGAAGUCGGUCAGUCUUCUUAAUCCUAAUCCUAAUCCAAAACCUCCUUUGGAGAGGGUUGGCCCACAGACUCCGACGCAGCCUCAGUGGAGCCAGCAGGAGACGAGGGAGUUCAUCGCGAUCCGUGCGGAGGUCGAGAUGGAGAGGGACCUCACCGCCGCUACUAACGCUAACACCAUUUCCGGCGUUCCCAACAGUGGUAAGAGGAGCAAGACGACGGCGCUUUGGGAGGUGGUGAGCGGUAGGAUGAGCGAGAGAGGGUACAAGAGGACGCCCGAGCAGUGCAAAUGCAAGUGGAAGAACCUCCUCAAUCGCUACAAGCUCGUACAGGGGAAGGAGACAUCUGAUCCAGAUAAUGUACGACAGUGCCCCUUUUUUGAUCAACUCCAUGCGGUAUUCACUGAAAGAGCAAAGAACAUGCAGCGAUUACUUCUUGAAUCUGAGGCAGGUUCUAGCCAGGCAAAGAAAAGUUUCAAAAGAUCAACUGGAGAUCGGUCCUCAGAUGAAAUCUCAGAUGAAGAAGACGAGGAUGAAUAUGAUAGUGACGGGGAGAGGCCUACCAAAAUCAAUUCCAGAAGAAGGAAGGCUGAAAGACUAUCAUUGGACAAGCCUUCAAGAGCAAGCAACAUGGGUCAUGCUAGCACGAGUAAAAACAGUGACAUUCAGGAAUUGCUGAAGGAAUUUUUCCAGCAGCAACAUAGGAUGGAGAUGGAGUGGAGGGAGAUGAUGGAGAGGCAUGUUCAAGAGCGGGUUUUUUUUGAGCAGGAAUGGCGACAGACAAUGGCAAAGCUUGAAAGAGAGAGGAUAAUGGCUGAGCAGACUUGGAGGGAGAGGGAAGAGCAGAGGAGGAUGAGAGAAGAGACCCGAGCUGAGAGGAGGGAUGCCCUGCUGACCACCCUCUUGAACAAACUUCUCCAUGAAAAUAACCUUUGAGGUGGAGAUGGUCUCUCCCUUUGAUCUCUUCAUUGCUUCCACAUGUUAUGGUUUUACUACAUUCUAAGAGUGAAAACAAACGGGGGAAAAAAAAAAAGAGAGAGAGAGAGAGAGAGAGAGAAGGAAAAAAAGAUAUAAACAGGAUGUAGGCAGACAGUUGCUAUUUGUUUAGGUAUAAGGUCCUUUGUUUGCUAAAUUGACAUCUAUCGACAGUUUUUGGAUAUUCAUUCAUAACUACCAA
Messenger RNA from Juglans microcarpa x Juglans regia, 1405 nucleotides. Its product is annotated as trihelix transcription factor GT-3b-like. The transcript has 3 exons. The record is from RefSeq and is a predicted model, not a curated record. Lineage: Eukaryota; Viridiplantae; Streptophyta; Magnoliopsida; Fagales; Juglandaceae. Bases 184 to 1164 code for a protein of 326 amino acids.